Messenger RNA from Glycine soja, 1283 nucleotides. RefSeq lists its product as uncharacterized. The coding region runs from base 111 to 806 and encodes 231 amino acids. Lineage: Eukaryota; Viridiplantae; Streptophyta; Magnoliopsida; Fabales; Fabaceae. The transcript has 2 exons. Gene Ontology annotation, biological process: defense response to other organism. The record is from RefSeq and is a predicted model, not a curated record.
GGGGAACCGUGGUGCCUAACGAGUUCAAACGAACAAGAGUAGCGUCAGAAUGUGUUCCCAACUAUGGUAACGUAUGAAGCAGUGAGCAGUCUCAGUCAUGAUUCAAGAAAAUGUAUAUUCAAACAAACAGCAUGAAAGCAGUACCUUUGUUGCUGAAGCACGUGAGGAGCAUUUUCCUGCAAAGGGGAAGAGAUGAAUCGUUUGAUGCCAAGUUGGAAAAGUUGACGUUGGCACUGAACAAGAUAAAGGACGUGUUUAUGGGAGUGAGGCAGAACGAAGAUGAACUGCUUGACGUGUUGGUGGAGUUGGAUGGCCAUCUUCGCAAGUUAGACAAGAAGAAGUUGGAUGAAGAGGUGGAUGACAUUUGCAAAAGAAUAAGUGAUUCUGCUCUCAAGUUGCUCCCAGUAGAGAAUGAAAAUAAGGAUGAAAAGAGUGAAAAAGUGCCCUCAGAUGAUGAUGAUCCUUCUUCAAGCCAACAACACAAGAAAGAGUUGGAGGCUCAAGACUUGAAUUUGAAUCUGCUGUGGGAAAGUUAUCGCAAGCUAGGAUCGAAAGCGAAAGAUUGCUUGCUGUCUCUCUCAGUUUUCCCUGAAGAUGCUGUUGUAAAGAAAAGACAAGCAAUCUAUUGGUGGAUUGGAGAGGGUCUUGUUAGAGAAACAUCACAGAAAACAGCAGAGGAAGAAGGUGAGGAUGUGAUUAAUCAACUUUUGAAAUUUAAUGUGAUUGUACCACAUGGUAAUGUUAAGUGUCCCAUUGUUAAUAAAUUUAAAGUUAAUCACCAUUUCCGUGGUAAGUUGGAGUCAUGACUGUCAAGAGAAUAUCAACAUCAUCUUGGAUUUUGUCUUAGAAUACUCUUUUAUCCUACUUGGUUAGUACUUGAGCGACGAAAAAUUGUACUAGGUGAUGAGGAUGGUUUGAAACUUGAACGUUUGAUACAUACUGUGUUUAAUGUUGGUGCUGAGUUAUCUGGCUUUUCGAUCUGAUUGGUCGGAUAAGCUGGAGAAUGAUCUAGUGGUGCUUCAACUUGGUUGUUGGCAAGAUUCACCUUCGCAUCACAAUGAGGUGGGGAGUAAAGAAUUGAGUUGAGGAAUUUAAUGCAGUUGAAGUAUCUUGGUCUUCGUGGCAUAUCAAGAAUAUCCAAGCUUCCACCCUCCAUUUUUCAAGCUUCCACUCUUCCAAAAGUGAUGUUCAAAUUUCUAGACGAUCUAACGGUUAAUGAGUUUAGGAUCAUAGUUUUACUGAAAUGAGUUUUAGUGCAUACGAAUAAAAUAUCAGGUUUUGAG